AUGGUUCGCUCAAAGCGCGCCGACAGUGUUGCACACUCUAUUUAUGACAGAAUUGGCAUAUUGUUCAAUAAUAGCGGCUCGUCUCAUCAAGCUCUCUCUUUUGCUCUUCUGCACCCUGUACGUUCCUUGUACCCCAAACCUCGAAGUCGCACCAUGUCAACGUCAAUUCACGAAGCCGCUGGCUAUAAGCCGGAGCCAGAGCUUGACGAAACCAUGACUGACCUUGCAUUUAGAAUCAUCUUCAUCCAUGGUCUGAGCUCGCCUUGCACUAAUGAUGCGGGAAGAUAUGACAAGAGUGAAGCAGUGGGACUAAAGCCAAUUAAGUCGCCAUUCGAGCUUCCGCAAACGACCGCAUAUACAUUCUAUCACGGUGACAAUCUUUUGGACAACGUGAACAAUAUUCCCGAAGCAGCAAAGGCACUUUGUACUGCACUUGGUGAUGAAGGCAAUCGAUCACCCUCCUUUCUUAUUGUGGACGUCGCCCACGAAUGA
Messenger RNA from Fusarium proliferatum ET1, 492 nucleotides. RefSeq lists its product as uncharacterized. NCBI's taxonomy places the organism in Eukaryota, Fungi, Ascomycota, Sordariomycetes, Hypocreales, Nectriaceae. The record is from RefSeq and is a predicted model, not a curated record. The coding region runs from base 1 to 492 and encodes 163 amino acids. The transcript has a single exon.